UUUUUCAUUCUGCUAUUCUUUUAAUAAUCACUUGUUUUUUGUAAAUUUUUUAAUAAUCACUACUUAGAGCUUAAAUGAUAUCAAUGGAAUUUCACAAGAACUGGUAUAGGAUGGAAUACGUUUUUUAAUACGUUCCUAUUAAGGAGAGGAAAUUUCAUUUUAGGUGUUGUUUUGAUUAGAUGAAAGAAUCUUGAAGGUUUGAAAUAUUAUUCACAAGUUUAAAGAAAUUCUUCUUCUUCUUUUUUGAAACUAAUAAAGAAAACUCUUAAGGCAAAAGACAUUCUCUCUUAAUUCGUCUAAAAGUUCUUGAUUAUGCUAUUUUCAAGUGAGAGCUAAUUCAAAUAGUUGAUAUGCGUCUGUCGAGAACAUGCCUUACUGCUGUUAGCUAGCAAUUCGAUAUUUUCUAAACAAAACAUGUUGAAAUUAAUUAAAUAGCAAUGUCACUAAUGUCGACAUUAAUUCUCUUUUAUUGAGAUAUGCUUCAAGUUUCCCUUAUAUAAGGAUAACAAGAAAUAUGCUAUCACAUUCAAGAACGCAAAAAUGAGAAAGACUCAAAGUCCUUUCAUUUUCUCUGUCACCAUCGCCAUCUUCCUCCUCCUCUCCACCUCCCACUUCCCCGUAGCUCUAUCUCAAUCCCAAAAUGAUUGUAAACCUGUAUCCAACAAUACAUGUAUCGACAAAAACAAAGCAUUAGAUCUCAAACUUAUAGCAAUCUUCAGCAUCCUUAUCACUAGCCUUAUCGGCGUUUGCCUUCCCUUCUUCGCCCGGUCCGUUCCCGCUUUUCAGCCCGAGAAAUCUCACUUCCUCAUCGUCAAAUCAUUCGCCUCUGGAAUCAUCCUCUCCACUGGUUUUAUGCAUGUCUUGCCUGAUUCUUUUGAUAUGCUCUCGUCUCCUUGUCUUGGCGAUAACCCCUGGCACAAGUUUCCUUUCACUGGCUUCGUCGCUAUGAUCUCCGCCAUAUUCACACUCAUGGUUGACUCUAUCACCACUAGUGUUUUCACCAAGUCUGGCAGGAAGGACUUGCGCCCUGAGGUGACGUCAGCUGAGACUCCUGACCAAGAGAUAGGGCACGUGCAGGUUCACGCACCCCAUCAUAGCCACGGUCAUGGUCUUCAUCAUGACGUUCAUGGAGACAAUGAUAAGGAGCUUGGUUCUUCCUUACAGCUUCUGCGAUAUAGAGUUAUUGCCAUUGUACUGGAGCUAGGAAUAGUGGUGCACUCGAUAGUGAUAGGACUCUCUGUAGGAGCCACUAACAAUACUUGCACCAUCAAAGGCCUCGUCGCUGCUCUUUGUUUCCACCAAAUGUUCGAAGGCAUGGGUCUCGGUGGCUGCAUCCUCCAGGCAGAAUACGGGUGGGUGAAAAAAGGGGUGAUGGCUUUCUUUUUCGCGGUGACAACACCUUUUGGAGUGGCUCUAGGGAUGGCAUUAUCUAAAACGUACAAAGAGAAUAGCCCUGACUCGCUCAUUACCGUUGGACUUCUCAACGCUUCCUCGGCUGGACUACUCAUCUACAUGGCUCUAGUCGACCUUCUCGCUGCCGAUUUUAUGGGACAGAAGAUGCAACGGAGCAUCAAGCUUCAAUUAAAGUCUUAUGCCGCUGUUUUGCUUGGUGCCGGUGGCAUGGCCGUCAUGGCUAAGUGGGCUUGAUCUACAUCAUUAAUUAUGGACUCAUAGCAUAUAUAGUUAAUGUAACCAAAAUGAUCAUACUAUCCAAGUUAUGUGAUCAGUUGAUCAAAAAUUUGUUAAAUUAUGAUGGAUUAAAUAUUGACUGAUGCAGAUGAUAUAUAUAAAUAAAUUU
This is a messenger RNA of Brassica napus (rape), 1798 nucleotides long. RefSeq names its product probable zinc transporter 10. The coding region runs from base 541 to 1647 and encodes 368 amino acids. The record is from RefSeq and is a predicted model, not a curated record. Gene Ontology annotation, cellular component: plasma membrane. The transcript is spliced from 3 exons. Lineage: Eukaryota; Viridiplantae; Streptophyta; Magnoliopsida; Brassicales; Brassicaceae. Gene Ontology annotation, biological process: zinc ion transmembrane transport. Gene Ontology annotation, molecular function: zinc ion transmembrane transporter activity.